Messenger RNA from Dentiscutata erythropus, 1848 nucleotides. NCBI's taxonomy places the organism in Eukaryota, Fungi, Glomeromycota, Glomeromycetes, Diversisporales, Gigasporaceae. The record is from the annotation of a GenBank genome assembly.
AUGUCAUCAAAGAAUCGAAAAAGAAAACUUGCAAUCGAACCUUGUAUAACACAUUUAAGUUACCUUCAACAGAAAUUUCCAGCUUUAGGUUUUUUAGUUGCGGGUCAAUUCAUAUUGAUUGAAGCAAUUAUUAUGGAAACUUUUCCAAAUUUUGAUUAUCAUGAUUUCAAAUUAGGCUUUUUACCGAUGAAUUCUCAAAAACAACACAAUUUUAAUGGUAAAAAUUCUUCUAUGUCUAACGAUUACCAGCAACAGACUAUCACUCUCACUUCAUCAAACAAUUUGGCUUCUGCAAAUUCCCUAAACUUUUCUCAGCAGUCUACCGUUUCUUUCUCUUUGAACGAUAUGUUAUCAAAUUCUGGUUCUGACAAUAAUUCUUGUUCAGAAUCAGUAAUGAUGUCUCCUUAUUCCGUUAUUCUAAACUCUGGAGAGUUAACGAUGGAUGAUGCUUUCUUCGAAGACUCUGAGUUUUUUUUCGAACCUUUGGAAUCUCCGGCUUUAGUUGAUCCAUAUAUUUACUUAUCUCCUGCUUUAACCUCUUCAAUAUCGCAAUCGGAUCAAGCUAUGUGUUUAUCUGAUAACCUGGCAAGACAACCUAAUCAAAAUAACCAAAAACUUGAAAGAAAUAAUUCCUUGGAACAAAUUCGAAUAAAAGAUUCUAUUCGUCACAAUGAUAAUAACUCCAAUACUGAUCAUGAUAAUAACAGCAUUACGAAUAACAUAAUACCAACUAUAAUGACAGGUUCUCCUUCCAUACCACCAAAUUCGAGCAUGCCGUUGGCGUUACCUUCGGCAAAUACUAUGAUAACGUCAUCCCCAACUGCGCAGGAACCUAUGCCAAACCUGUCCCUUGGGAGUAACCUUGUAUCUGAAGCAGUGUCGACCCAAUCUCCAUAUACUCUUCUACCCACUACAACUUCUAAUAAUCCCACUUUAUCUGAUAAGAUUGCUCCAAUAACACCAUCUUCAUUGAUGAAAUUGAAUGAGAAUCCCUCUUCACCCGGAUCUACUCAAAACGCUCAAAAAAUUGACAAACAACAGAAACAAAUCAUACAAAGUUCUCGAGUAUCAAAUGAGAAACGUACUUCUAACAAAGAAUCUACUUUCGUAGUUCCUCCUCCGCCGACACAGUCAAGAUCUAUCCGGGUUACAAAUAUUGAUGUGUCGCAACAUAUGCGAGCCGUAUCCCCAAACACGUCCCCAGUAUCACCAGGAACGAAUCCAAUGUUAAUGUCACCAAUGAUUUUACCAUCACCUCCGCCUGGAAAAAGGAUUAUUCAUUCAAAUCAGUCAGUUUGCACUCCAUCCACUCUUAAUUCUUCAAAGAGUCCUCAAGCUUUGAAACCAACAAUAAGUCCAAAUUUAAAGCCAAGAUUAUCUGGUGUAACAGCCGAUGACGCGGCAGAACAAUUGGCAAAUAAAUCUCUUGGUAUUUCCUAUUCCUCUGAUGUACAUUCAAGUCUAGAAUCUCGACGCACAACUCAUAAAGCUGCUGAACAAAAACGAAGAGAUUCACUAAAACGAAGCUUUGAUGAAUUAAAAAAAGUUAUACCAAUCAACUCGACAUCCAGUAAUACUAACAUAAAUAAUAACGGAUGCGAUGGAAACAAUAACAGUUCAAUAUCGGGCAAAAUUGUUGACAAUAAUGGAUCGAUGAAAAAUGUUUCAAAAUUGUUUUUAUUAAAACGAGCACAUGACCAUAUUAUAGAGCUUCAACAACAGACAAAAGAAAAAGACUUGAUCAUACGAAACCUUAGGAACGAAAUUGAUGAACUUAAAGUAGUAAAAAGGCAAAAAGUUGAUCAGAUUCAGCAAGAUGAUAGUGCAAAUAUACAAGAUAAUAAUUAA